GACGACCCCAUAUGCCCUCACAUAGCAAUGCAGAAAGCUCGUGGCGACGAGGAGGAUGCCAAAGCUACUGCUCACUUCCUUGCGGCUUGAGAGGUCAACACAGACAACACUGGCAUCAUCAUUGUUCAUAUACAGUCCACAAAAAGAAGGUCCUGCUUCUUGGGAGUCGUGCUUGGUCUCCUCCUCGUCUCCGCGAGCUUCGAAACAGAACCCGGGGGGCUUCUGUUCGAGAGGAGCCCUUCUUCCCUGCUGGUUGGACCGGGGCUGCAACGAGACCCGAUCCAGCCUGGAGUGCAAUACAUAUGGGUUCCCUCACAAGUUCUUGGGUGAUGGACUUGUGUGGCAGACCAAUAUGCUCCAACCAAGAUGUGGCAUCAUGUGCUUUAAAGGAAAUAUUCGACUCCUCUACCUGCAUUAAUCACCUAGUGGCGACCGGUGUCGUCGCACUGCUCGUGUUUGUGCUCAUGCUCCAGUUGCUAGUCAAAAUUCCAAAUAGCAGAGUGUCCGCGCGACAGCUCGUCUCGCUCAGCUCACUGCUGCACUUCUCCGCCGUGGUGUUCAAUGGCUGCCUGGGUUUGGUUUAUCUCGGGCUAGGACUGUGGAUGCUGGGGACUGGAUUCAAUCAGGAUGCUUCCGUUGUUUACCUUCCACAUUGGUGGCUUGUAACAUUAUCUCAAGGAUUGAAUCUGGUCCUUGCCAGCUUCGCUUUCAGCACCAGGCCUCUGUUUCUUGGGGCAGCGUUUGUUAGAUUUUGGCCGGUCCUGCUGACCAUCUGCGCAGCAUUCAUCUGUUGUUCUUCGGUUGUUAAUAUUGUUGCAGAGAAGACGAUCACCAUUAAGGCUUGUUCAGAUGUUCUGUCCCUACCAGGUGCAGUUCUCCUCCUCCUUUAUGGCAUUCGGCACAGCCAUGAUGAAGAGGGUUAUGGAGGAAGUGGAAAUGGUUUAUACAAGCCCCUGCACACGGAGACAGACAGUGAGGUAGCUGACUCUGAAAGUCAGGUAACUCCCUUUGCUAAAGCUGCUUUUUUCAGCAAGAUGACAUUUUGGUGGUUGAAUCCUCUGAUGAAGAUGGGAUAUGAAAAGCCCCUUGAGGACAAAGACAUGCCACUUUUAGGCGCCACAGAUCGAGCGCGCAACCUGUAUGUGAUGUUCAUGGAGAAGCUCAAUGACAAGAAGCAGUCGCCGUCGCACCCCACACCAUCAUUCUUCUGGACUAUUGUUUCUUGCCACAAGCGUGCAAUCUUGGUCUCGGGUCUCUUUGCUUUGCUCAAGGUUCUGUCCUUAUCCACAGGCCCAAUACUUCUUAGGGAAUUCAUCAAUGUAUCACUUGGGAAAUGCACCUUUAAAUAUGAAGGAUAUGUACUUGCUGUGGUAAUAUUUGUCUGCAAAUGCUGUGAAUACUUCUCACAGAGACAGUGGUAUUUCCGCACCAGGAGAUUAGGACUGCAGGUGAGGUCACUCCUAUCAGCAGCAAUUUACAAGAAACAACAGAGGCUAACAAAUGCAGCAAAAAUGAAGCACUCUACUGGAGAAAUUAUGAACUAUGUGACCGUCGAUGCCUAUCGGAUUGGGGAAUUCCCAUACUGGUUCCACCAAACAUGGACAACAAUUGUUCAGCUUUGCAUUGCCCUGGCAAUUCUGUACCAUGCGGUCGGUGCUGCAAUGGUUUCGUCAUUGGUUGCCAUCAUUAUCACCGUACUCUGCAACGCUCCAUUGGCCAAACUGCAACACAGAUUUCAGAGUAAACUUAUGGAAGCACAAGAUGAGAGAUUGAAGACCAUGUCCGAGUCACUAGUUCACAUGAAGGUCUUGAAACUUUAUGCAUGGGAAGCUCACUUCAAGAAGAUCAUCGAGGGGUUGAGGGAGGUUGAGUACAAGUGGUUGUCAGCAUUCCAGCUUAGUAGGGCGUACAACAGCUUCCUGUUCUGGGCAUCACCUGUCCUGGUUUCAGCAGUGACCUUUCUAACAUGCUAUCUUCUGAAAAUUCCUCUUGAUGCUAGCAAUGUGUUCACCUUCGUGACAACUCUACGUCUUGUGCAAGACCCAGUUAGGUCAAUACCCAAUGUAAUUGCAGUUGUGAUACAAGCUAAGGUUGCUUUCACCCGGAUAUCAAAGUUCCUUGAUGCACCUGAGCUAAACAGGCAAGUUAGGAAGAAAUACUAUGUUGGCAUUGAUUACCCUAUAGCGAUGAAUUCGUGUAUCUUCUCUUGGGAUGAAAGUACAUCAAAACCAACCCUAAAGAAUAUAAAUCUGAUAGUCAAAGCUGGAGAAAAGGUAGCAAUUUGUGGAGAGGUAGGUUCAGGAAAGUCAACGCUUUUGUCUGCUGCACUCGGAGAGGUCCCCAAAAUUGAAGGCACGAUCAAAAUCUCUGGGAAAAUAGCAUAUAUUUCUCAGAAUGCAUGGAUCCAAACAGGAACCGUGCAAGACAAUAUUCUCUUUGGAUCGUCGAUGGUCAGGGAAAGAUACAACAACACACUGGCGAGGUGCUCAUUGGUCAAGGACCUUGAAAUGUUGCCAUAUGGGGAUUGUACCCAAAUUGGGGAGAGAGGAGUAAAUCUUAGUGGUGGUCAGAAGCAGCGUGUCCAGCUUGCUCGUGCACUAUACCAAAAUGCAGACAUCUAUCUUCUUGAUGAUCCUUUCAGUGCUGUUGAUGCCCAUACAGCCACAAGUAUAUUCAAUGAAUAUGUCAUGAGUGCUCUAUCAGACAAGACUGUUCUCUUGGUGACCCACCAAGUGGAUUUGUUACCUGCAUUUGACUCCAUUUUGUUAAUGUCAGAUGGAGAGGUUAUCCAGUGUGCACCUUAUCAAGAUUUAUUGGCAGAUUGUGAAGAAUUUAAAAACCUUGUCACAGCCCAUAAAGAUACUACUGGUGCAUCGGAUCUUAAUAACAAUAUACCACCUCAAAGAUCUAAGGAAGUAUCAAUAAAGGAGACAGACGGUAUUCAUGGAAGCGGAUAUACAGAGUCUAUGAAGCCAUCGCCGGCAGAUCAACUGAUCAAGAAAGAGGAAAGAGAAAAGGGGGAUUCAGGUGUUAAGCCUUAUAUGCUUUAUCUGUGCCAGAACAAAGGCUUCCUGUAUUUCUCCUUUUGUGUUAUUUUUCACAUAAUUUUCGUAGCUGGGCAAAUAUCACAGAAUUCAUGGAUGGCUGCUAAUGUCCAGAAUCCUCAUGUUAGUAUGCUGAAGUUAAUUUCUGUGUACAUUAUAAUUGGAGUUUGCACAAUGUUGUUCAUGCUAUCAAGAUCUUUAGUAGUCGUCGUUCUUGGGAUCCAGACAUCAAGAUCCUUAUUUUCCCAAUUGCUCAAUUCAUUGUUCCGUGCACCAAUGUCCUUUUUUGAUUCUACUCCUGUAGGAAGGGUUCUUAGCCGGGUCUCUUCAGAUUUGAAUAUCAUUGACCUCGAUCUUCCAUUUGCCUUCGUGUUUAGCCUUGGUGAUACCUUAAAUGCAUAUAGCAAUCUAGGGGUAUUGGCUGUUGCUACAUGGGAAGUUUUAUUUGUAUCUGUGCCAAUGAUAGUUUUGGCAAUUAGGUUGCAGAGGUACUAUCUAGCCUCGGCCAAGGAGCUGAUGCGGAUCAAUGGUACUACCAAGUCCGCUCUGGUGAAUCACUUAGGUGAAUCGAUUUCAGGGGCUAUAACAAUAAGGGCCUUUGGGGAAGAAGAUCGUUUCUUUGCUAAAAAUUUGGAUCUUGUUGACAAGAAUGCCUGUCCAUAUUUCUGUAAUUUUGCCGCAACUGAAUGGUUGAUUCAACGCCUGGAAAUAAUGAGCGCCUCCGUGCUUUCUUUUUCUGCCUUUGUCAUGGCUCUUCUUCCUCAAGGAACUUUUAGCCCUGGUUUUGUGGGAAUGGUAUUGUCCUAUGGUCUUUCGCUAAAUGUGUCCUUUGUUUGCUCUAUUCAAAACCAAUGCAACCUUGCGAAUCAGAUAAUAUCAGUGGAACGGGUGAACCAGUACAUGGACAUACAAAGUGAAGCAACGAAAGUUAUUGAAGAAAAUCGGCCAUUGCAAGAUUGGCCCCAAGAUGGCUAUGUGGAACUUAGAGAUUUGAAGAUCAGGUAUAGGAAAGAUACUCCCCUUGUACUACAUGGAAUCACUUGCAAGUUCCAAGCUGGAGACAAGAUUGGUAUAGUUGGUCGGACAGGAAGUGGCAAGACAACGUUAAUUGGUACAUUGUUUCGUCUUAUUGAACCUGAUGAAGGGAAAAUAAUUAUAGACUCUAUGGACAUCGGUACGAUAGGGUUACAUGACCUGCGUUCGCGUUUGGGUAUCAUUCCACAAGAUCCAACACUUUUUCAUGGUACAGCAAGAUACAAUCUAGAUCCUCUUGGACAAUUCUCAGAUCAGCAAAUAUGGGAGGUUCUUGGCAAAUGUCAACUUCUUGAAGCUGUCCGAGAGAAGGGACAUGGAUUGGAUUCACUUGUUGUGGAAGACGGGUCGAACUGGAGCAUGGGCCAAAGGCAGCUCUUCUGUCUGGGACGCGCACUUUUGAGAAGAUGCCGCAUCUUAGUUCUUGAUGAAGCGACGGCCUCUAUAGACAACGCAACAGAUGUUGUCCUUCAGAAAACGAUCCGAACAGAGUUCAAAUAUUGCACCGUUAUUACAGUUGCACACCGUAUACCAACAGUUAUGGACUGUGAUAUGAUACUUGCAUUGAGAGAUGGGAGAGUAGCAGAGUAUGACAAACCUGUAAAGCUCAUGGAGACUGAAGGAUCUCUCUUUCGUGAGCUGGUCAAGGAGUAUCGGUCACACACAUCAAACACAAAUAUUUAGAAGAGACUGUCGAUUUUGAUUGUUUACUUGAUGCAGCUUUCCAAGAGAGAGAAAAUAAAUCAGCUUUUAUUAUACGCUUUCCAAAAGAGAUACGACGUGAAGCUAUAUUCCUCGGAGGAGUUCAUCAAUUUGGUACCCUAGGAAAAACAGUACCAUCUGUAUUAUUUCGAAGUUUCUUUUGCUAUUUAUUGCUACCGGAAAUUCUGUGCAAUACAUUGUGAGCUGUCAUAGUUAACUGAUGAAGUUGAAGAGAGUAAAUCCCCGGAGAUUUCCUUGCUCCAGAAGUCAGAUACAGUAUAAAAGGCUAAGCAGGAGGGACCCUGCUGACCGUACUGAUUAGCAAGGCUAAAUGAGAGCUCAUAAUAUGUUCAUUGAUU
Molecule: messenger RNA, 5137 nt
Organism: Triticum dicoccoides
Lineage: Eukaryota; Viridiplantae; Streptophyta; Magnoliopsida; Poales; Poaceae
Product: ABC transporter C family member 10-like
Exons: 13
Coding region: 12-4760 (1582 amino acids)
Biological process (GO): transmembrane transport
Cellular component (GO): membrane
Molecular function (GO): ABC-type transporter activity; ATP binding; ATP hydrolysis activity
Source: RefSeq, a predicted model, not a curated record